ACUCCAUGGAUCAAUGUUAUGCCAAAACCAUGGAAGAGAAAAAGCCAUAUAUUGCUAUGAUCAUAGUUCAAAUCAUAUUUGCAGGCAUGGCCGUAGUCUCCAAAGCUGCAUUCAAUGGAGGCAUGAACACAUUCGUCUUCACAUUCUAUAGACAAGCAAUCGCUACCCUUGUCUUAUUGCCUCUGGCUAUAAUAUUUGAAAGGAGAAGUUCCCCUCCAUUGCCGUUCAAAUUGAUGUUCAAGAUUUUCAUGGUUGCACUUUUCGGGUACACAAUCAACUUAAACAUGCACAAUAUCGCCAUCAAACUCACUUCAGCAACAGUGACUUCAGCAACAUCAAAUCUCAUUCCUAUUUUCACUUUUGUUCUGGCACUUUUAUUUCGGGUGGAAAUUAUCACGUUUAAGACUUGCUCAGGAAUUGUAAAGGCAAUUGGAGUAGUAAUUUGUUUAACGGGAGCUAUGGUUAUUGCAUUUUACAAGGGCCCUCAUUUGAACUCAUUCAUCCAUCAUCAUCCAAUUCUGCAUGGAAGUAGUCAGAAUGAUUCUAACAUUACUCACAAAAAAUGGAUAAUUGGUACUUUUCUCAUGGUGUUGGCUGCAUUUUGUUGGUCUUCAUGGCUAGUGUUAUUGGGAAUAAUAUUGAAGGAAUAUCCAUCAUGGAUUUGGUCCACUGUUCUUUUGAACCUCUUCAGUACAAUUCAAUGCUUUAUUGUUGCCAUUACAACCGAGAGGAAUUUGAACAAGUGGAAGCUACACUGGGAUGAAGAACUUCUUGGAGUAGUAUACGGUGGUGUGUUGGUGUCGGCACUUGUGUUAUACUUGCAAACUUGGUGCAUUCACAAAAGAGGCCCUGUUUUCGUGGCGAUGUUCUCCCCCUUGGCGCUUUUGAUCGCCGCUGCGGCCUCCUCCUUCCUCUUAGGAGAAGUCAUAAACCUUGGAAGUGUUCUAGGUGGAGCUUUCAUGGUUGUAGGCCUUUACUGUGUUCUAUGGGGGAAAAGUAGAGAAAGAAAGAACAUGAAUUCAAGUGUUGAGGAUGCAAAGGAUAGCAUCUCGAUCGAAAGUAGAGGUUGCAUAGUGAAGUAGGUGACUUUUUGUCAGCAUUUGUUAUGAAACAAGCCAAUAAGGUAACAUUCCUGUAUGUGGCGUCGUUAAAAAAUGAGGUAAAUUUAUGUGUCAUGCCUUCUCUAAUGUUUUCUGAGCCUUAUGACUUGUUGUUUGGAUUGGGGGUAAUGUGCAUAAAGGGGAUGUAGAGGACAAAAGGUUUAGGUUCUGUUCCCCCGCAAUUUGGAGCGUAACGGAGGGAAAGGUAAUGUAAGGUAACUCUUAGAGCAUCUCUAACCACAAAACUCAAAAUGGUGUAGUUUCUACACCAAGUUAGUGUAGUUUUUACACCAAAUCACUAUUCCAUCUCCAACCCAUUACACCAAA
Messenger RNA from Asparagus officinalis (garden asparagus), 1427 nucleotides. RefSeq names its product WAT1-related protein At5g64700-like. NCBI's taxonomy places the organism in Eukaryota, Viridiplantae, Streptophyta, Magnoliopsida, Asparagales, Asparagaceae. Gene Ontology annotation, cellular component: plasma membrane. Gene Ontology annotation, molecular function: transmembrane transporter activity. The record is from RefSeq and is a predicted model, not a curated record. The transcript is spliced from 7 exons. The coding region runs from base 6 to 1082 and encodes 358 amino acids.